AUGGCCAUCAAAGCAAUCAAAUGUGCUCCUUGUAUUCUAAAUGUUAAAGUUGAAAGCUUGACCCGUAUUGUUGAUGUUUUGCGAGACAAUGGAGUCCCAAAAAAUAAUAUUGCUCUGCUGUUUCGUUACCGGCCUUAUGUUAUUAUUUCAUAUCCGGUGAGUUUUAAAAGGCUUACAAAGGAAGUGACUCUAAUGGGAUUUCAACCUUCCAAGAGUCAAUUUGUUUUAGCAAUUACUGUACUGAGGUCCAUGAGCACAUCCGCAUGGGACAAAAAGAUUGAUGUGCGUAGGAAAUGGGGUUUGUCUCCAGAAGAAAUUCUUUCAGCAUUUGUAAAGAAUCCAUGGUUUAUGGGCUUAUCUGAAGAGAAGAUCAUGGGAGUGAUGGAUCUUUUUGUCAACAAAUUGGGUUGGGAGUCUUCCUAUCUUGCCAAAAAUCCUACUAUUUCAUCUUUUAGCUUGGAGAAAAGGCUUCUCCCAAGGGCUUUGGUCUUGGAAGUUUUAGUUUCUAAAGGCAUGGUUGAGAAGAGUUUCAGAAGCCUUGCAUUCUUCAAAACUCCUGAAAAUCUCGACAGAUUUCUCUGCAAAAGCUUAGCGUUAGGCAGUUCUAAUAGAGCUAAUUUGUCAGUUCAUAAAGCAUUACCCUAUUUUCUGGAAAACCCUUCCACAUUAUCAUGUCUCAGAUACAUUUCAUCAGUGAAUACAGAUGAUGUAAAAGAACAUUCCUUUACAGUCACAUACCUUAUGAACAAAUGUGGGUUCUCUCAAAAAUCUGCUUUAGAAGUUUCUAAACACGUUGAUUUUGAAUCCCCAGAUCAGCCUGAUUCCGUUCUUGACGUUUUCAAGAACCAUAGCUUCUCAAAAGACCAUAUUUUGAAACUAGUGAGGAGACGCCCGAAAGUGCUUUUGUCUAAACCUGACAAAACACUUUUGCCCAAGCUUGAAUUUUUCCAAUCUAAAGGUUUUUCAAGCCCCGAUGUAGUCGAUAUCAUUUCAUCCAACCCAUGGAUUUUGGAGCGUGGCUUAGAAAAUCAGUUAGUCCCUGCUUUUGGUUUUUUUGAAAACUUCCUCCAAUCUGAUGCCAUGACCAUCAAGGCAAUCAAACGUUCCCCUUAUAUUCUGCAUGUUAAUGUUGAAACCAUAGCUCGUAUUGUUGAAGUUUUACGAGACAAUGGAGUCCCUGAAAAGAAUAUUGCUCUGCUAGUUCGUUACAAGCCUUCUGCUAUAAUUUCAAAUGUGGAGAAUUUUAAAAAGCUCAUACAGGAAGUGACUCUGAUGGGAUUUCGUCCUUCCAAAAGUCAAUUUGUUGUAGCAAUUAUUAUUCUGAAGUCCAUGAGCACGUCCACAUGGGAAAAAAGCUUGAUGCGCAUAGGAGAUGGGGUUUGUCUCAAGAAGAAAUUCUUGCAGCAUUUGUAA
This is a messenger RNA of Dovyalis caffra, 1413 nucleotides long. The record is from the annotation of a GenBank genome assembly. Lineage: Eukaryota; Viridiplantae; Streptophyta; Magnoliopsida; Malpighiales; Salicaceae.